UUAGAUCUGUGUUUAGCGCUUCUCGCAGAGUCGAGUUACGUGCUGCACCGUUUCACAAGCGUCAAGUGUUUCAACAGGCGUCACAGCCGCGCGCACUGAUUCACACGCACUGACUGGAAGAUUCAUGCGCGUUUCUUCUCCGAUCUGUCUGUCGAUUAGUCACAUUCACAGCUCGGUUCAGGACAGUUGUAAGGACUUCUGCCUGUGUCCGAGGGAUCUUAAAAUGUUGGGGAACAAGAAGAAACCGGCGGCCGAAACUAAACACAAAGCGCAAGACCUGAAAGUGCACGAUCCGCUGCGGAAACUCGGUGUGUUGGACGAUGAAGAUGUGCGUGCGAUGCUUCGGGGAUCAAAGGUGGUGAAGGUUCGAUCUCCGCGUUGGCGGAAGGACAGGAGCCUUAAGCUUUUGGAGGACUGCGUGACUGUGUGGUGUGAGUCCAGCAAAUCUUCCCGCAAGAGCGAGACGGAACAGACCUUCUCUGUGACAGAGGUGGAGUGUGUACGGGAGGGCUGUCAGUCAGAAUGUCUGCGGCAGAUUGCGGGUUUGUUUCCGGAGAGCCAUUGCUUCACCGUGGUGUUUCGCGGAGGCAGGAAAAGUCUGGAUAUUUGCUGCCCCACUCAAGAGGAAGCUCAGCACUGGAUACGAGGCAUCCGCACGCUCAAAGACCGCGUGGGCAACAUGAGCCAGAAAGAAAAGCUGGACCAUUGGAUUCGAGGCUAUCUGAAACGUGCAGAUCAAAACCAGGAUGGAAAAAUGAGCUACAAUGAGGUGAAACACCUGCUCCAGCUGAUCAACAUUGACCUGAAUGAACAGUACGCACGCACCCUCUUUAAGAAGUGUGAUCGGUCCCAUGAUGGACGACUGGAUCACAUGGAGAUUGAGGAGUUCUGCCGGGAGCUGAUGCGCAGGCCAGAGCUGGACGCGGUGUUGCGGCAUUAUUCCAGUAACGGAUGUGUGCUCACCACCAUGGAGCUGCGGGAUUUUCUGGGCGAUCAGGGCGAGGAUGCAUCGCUGGCUCAUGCUCAGAAACUUAUCCUCACUUAUGAGCUCAAUGACUGGGCCCAGAAGAAUCUGUUCAUGACUCAGAACGGUUUCACCAUGUACAUGCUGUCAAAAGAAAAUGACAUCCUCAACCCCGAUCACGUGGGUGUGUAUCAAGACAUGAGCAGACCACUAAGUCACUACUACAUCUCUUCUUCUCAUAACACAUACCUCACCAAAGAUCAAGUGACCAGCACCAGCAGCACAGAGCCUUAUAUCAGGGCUCUGAUUCAAGGCUGUCGGUGUGUUGAGCUGGACUGUUGGGACGGUGAUAAAGGAGAACCCAUGAUCUUCCAUGGUCACACGCUGACCUCUAAAAUACCCUUUAAGGAAGUAAUUGAGACCAUCGCACAGUAUGCCUUCAAGACGUCUCCGUACCCUCUGAUUUUGUCUGUGGAGAAUCACUGCUCCGUGGAGCAACAGGUGGUCAUGGCCCAGCAUCUUCACUCCAUUCUGGGCAAAAAGCUUCUUACAAAGCCACUAAAUGAUCAACUACAACAUCUGCCUUCACCUGAGGAGUUAAUGGGGCGGAUCCUGAUUAAAGGGAAGAAGUUGAGUGGUGAUCUGACAAAGACUGACAGCUGUACUAGCUUCACAUCUAGCUCGGAUGAAGAAGUAGCUGCUGGAGGGGGCAGAAAGGGCAGAAAGGAUUCUGGGAAGCCUGUGACCUCUAAACUGAGUCCUGAGUUGUCAGAUUUGGUGGUGUACUGUCAGAGUGUACUCUUCCAGGGUUUCGAUGCAGCCAAUCAGAGUCCCACUAGUGAGAUGUCAUCUUUUUCUGAGAACGAGGCGCUCAAACUGAUCAAAGAAUCAGGAAAGCAGUUUGUUCGACACAACAGCCGACAGUUGAGCAGGAUUUAUCCAUCGGGUCAAAGGCUACAGUCCUCCAACUAUAACCCGCAGGAAAUGUGGAACGCAGGCUGUCAGAUGGUGGCUCUGAACUUCCAGACAAUAGGAGAGCAGAUGGAUCUGAACCAGGGCCGUUUUCUGCCCAACGGUCGCUGUGGAUACAUGCUAAAGCCUGAGUUCAUGUGUCACCCCAAAUCUAAUUUUGACCCUGAAAAUACAGGUGGAGGGCCAGGACACAUACCAACACAGCUUACUAUACGGGUGAUUUCAGCCCAGCAGCUUCCCAAAAUAAAUACUGACAAACCCAACGCCAUCGUUGACCCUCAGGUCUGGGUGGAGAUCCAUGGAGUUUCCAUCGAUAAGGCUCGUGCCAAAACCCAGCGCAUUGACAACAAUGGUUUCAACCCACGCUGGAACUGCACUCUGAGCUUUCAAUUGCAGGUGCCUGAAUUGGCCUUGGUGCGCUUUUUGGUGGAAGAUCACGACCACACAGCCAAGAACGAUUUUAUUGGCCAGUUCACUCUGCCCUUCACCAGCCUACGAAUAGGUUAUCGUCAUGUACAUCUGCUAAAAGCAGACGGCUCCAGUCUGUCUCCUGCCACCCUUUUCGUCCACGUGAAGGUGGUACGUCGAGGAGUUUCUAUUAAAUCCGUUUCGGAGAGUUUGGGCAAGUGAUGUUCUUUCAUCAUGAUUCCCUGGAUUGGUUAUUUCUGGAGGUACCCUAUUGAAGGACAAACCCAUUAAUUGGGCUCUUAAGAUGAAGGAACUACCAGCAGCACCUGUGAGACCACUGAGACACAAUCGACUCAGUGUUUGUAGAUCGGUUGCUGAUUUAUUAGCACUAUUCGUUGUCAAUUUGUUGAUCUGAUCUGAAACCUGACAUGUUACGGACUGGUUAAUGUCGAGUGUAAAAGUUUUACAGUAUGAAGUCAGUAUUGUUUGAAGCUACUUUACAAGUCAGUAUUUUUAUUUGUCUUAAAAAAAGGACAACAUGUCUAUGGAGUCUCUGUGAGCCUUGAAAUAAGAAUUGUGAACAUGUUAACCUACUGUUACAUUAGGGCCUCUGCUAGAUGUAUAGGGCCUGGGACAAAAUUAAUGACGUGCUGACCUUCAGGAACAGUAAGAAUGUGAUGUAGAGGAAAAAACAUGGCAUAGAUGUUUUGAUUCAUUUGAACACCAUAAACAUCAUUAUAAAAGAAGAAGAAUAUAUCAGAAUAACAUUUAUCGUUUUAAGUAUGACUAAUGAUGAAAUUAGUGUUUUAACCUUUUUAACACAUUAUGUCUGAGACAGAAGUUUUUAUCAUUAAUGCUAAAAGCAAGCAUUGUACAGUGUAUAUUUAGUAUCCUUAGAUGCUUUGUAUGCCUUUCUAGAUAUUCCUGUACUGUUACAACAAAUAGAUUAAGAUUUCAUGAUCACGUUUGUUGAAUCAUCAUAGUUAUAGCAUUAUAGAGAACCGUAAGGUUUUAGUUUAAUUGUGUUUUGUCUGCUUUUGUACUAUGCUAAACUAGACAAGAUAUAUAUUGCAUAUAUAAUGUAAUAUAGUAUCACACAUUAAUAUUUUAACUGCUAUGUUUUUAUCGCAGAUUUUAUGUUUUUAGUUUAGAAACCGUACUCUGUGAUCUUACUUGCUCAUACAGUAUUAUUUGUGUGUGCGUGCUGAUUUUUUAGGCUUACAGAUUAUUACUAGAUUACUUACUGUAUUACAGCAUGUUAACAUUGAUGUAAUUAAUUUUAACGAGUAUUUAUUUUUCUGUUAUCAAUGCAGUUCAUUACUUAAUACUUGUUUAUUUUCUUGUGUAUUUUGGAAAACAUGUAGUGUGCCAUAGUGCUAAUUGUUUGUUUAUUAGUGAUUUUUUUUGUAAGAUGUAGCGCCUUUGUAAGCAUGCACACAUUUUAUAAAUCUGUUUUUAUUACAACUA
Messenger RNA from Misgurnus anguillicaudatus (oriental weatherfish), 3811 nucleotides. RefSeq names its product phospholipase C, delta 3a (gene plcd3a). Lineage: Eukaryota; Metazoa; Chordata; Actinopteri; Cypriniformes; Cobitidae. Gene Ontology annotation, biological process: lipid metabolic process; intracellular signal transduction. Gene Ontology annotation, cellular component: plasma membrane. Gene Ontology annotation, molecular function: phosphatidylinositol-4,5-bisphosphate phospholipase C activity; calcium ion binding. The record is from RefSeq and is a predicted model, not a curated record.